This is a messenger RNA of Cucumis sativus (cucumber), 1744 nucleotides long. RefSeq names its product probable 1-acyl-sn-glycerol-3-phosphate acyltransferase 5. The transcript is spliced from 4 exons. Gene Ontology annotation, cellular component: endomembrane system. Lineage: Eukaryota; Viridiplantae; Streptophyta; Magnoliopsida; Cucurbitales; Cucurbitaceae. Gene Ontology annotation, molecular function: acyltransferase activity. The coding region runs from base 446 to 1555 and encodes 369 amino acids. The record is from RefSeq and is a predicted model, not a curated record.
CUUUUUUCAUUUCAUCAUUCUCUCUUUGGUUACCGUCAAAAUGCCGCCAAUGGCCUACAGAAAUCUAUUGUUCUGUAUCUCUGUACGCUGUCAAUGCAUUCCCUUCCUUCUUUGCUAUCUUGUGAAUCCGAUUUGGAGCCAUUUUUUCUUCGACCGCAUCUGAUUACUUAUGUAUUAAGCUCAUCCUGUGGUUUUUAUGUUCUGUUCUGUGUUGAUCAUCCACAUUGUCUUCUAAAUGUAUAAAUCGGGGUUUCUGGAUUCCUUUAAGCGGUGUGAGGUGUGAUCUUAUUGGAUGCUAUUAGUUGUAUACAAAUAUAGUCUCUGGACUUGUGUUGAUCGUGGAAGAUGGAGUUGAUAAUCUUACUUAGCACUAGCAUGAACCCCAUUCAUCUCUGGCGUAGGGAUACAUAUUUGUGCAGGAUGUUGUGAAUGUUUAUGAGAGAGUAUGGAAGUCAAGGAUAUCAAAACAAGGGAUCACACCUUAACUCCAGCUAGGCUGUUCAGGGGGCUCUUAUGUUUGCUAGUGCUUCUUUUAACGACUUUUAUGAUAUUAGUAUAUUAUGGUUUCAUCAGUGCCAUUUUUGUUAGAGUAUUCAGCAUACAUUAUAGCCGAAAAGCUACUGCCUUCUUCUUUGGUUCUUGGUUAGCUCUGUGGCCUUUUCUGUUUGAGAAGAUCAACAAAACAAAAGUUAUUUUUUCUGGAGAAGUAGUCCCAGCAAGGGAACGUGUCUUGCUUAUUGCAAACCAUAGAACUGAAGUUGAUUGGAUGUAUCUUUGGGAUCUUGCAAUACGAAAAGGACAACUGGGAUACAUAAAGUAUAUACUUAAGAGCAGUUUGAUGAAACUGCCUGUAUUUGGUUGGGCAUUUCACAUAUUAGAGUUCAUCUCUGUGGAGAGGAAAUGGGAGGCUGAUGAAUCGACAAUGCACCAAAUGCUUUCAACUUUCAAGGAUUAUCAUGAUCCCUUAUGGCUUGCCCUUUUCCCCGAAGGCACUGAUUUCACUGAGCAGAAGUGCAUUCGGAGUCAAAAGCAUGCAGCCGAAAAAGGCUUACCUAUAUUAAAAAAUGUUUUGCUUCCCAAAACAAAGGGCUUCCAUAUGUGCGUACAAGAUUUGAGGCAAUGUCUGGAUGCAGUUUACGAUGUGACGAUUGGCUAUAAACAUCAAUGCCCAUCUUUACUGGACAAUGUAUUUGGAUUGGAGCCUUCUGAAGUUCAUAUACACAUCCAACGGAUUCCCCUUCAUCACAUUCCAACAACAGAAAAUCAAGUUACCAAUUGGCUGAUGAACACAUUCAGCCGCAAGAACCAAUUACUGGACAAAUUUUAUUCUCAAGGCCAUUUUCCCCAUGAAAGAACUGAAGGGGAUCUCUCAACGUUGAAUUUCCUUGUUUCCAUCAUCACAGUAAUACUCCUAACCACCAUAUCUACAUACUUCACUUUUUUUUCUUCCAUCUGGUUUAAAAUCUACGUAUUAUUAGCCUGUUCCUUUCUGGCAUAUAUUACCCAUUUCAACAUUCGACCAACGCCAUUUUUUGGCCAUAAAAAAUCAUAUUGAAACUUGUUGGGAAAUUGUGUAUGUAUGUGUAUUCUUAGAAAAUGUGCGUACGAAACUAUAUGUAGAUCUGUUGUGUGGAUCAAAUAUUGUAGUAUCAAAAAAUAUUCUCUUUGCAAGUUUUGUAGAAUGGACCCUCCGAUUAAUAUUAGGAAAAAUAAAUAAAUACUCUACAAAAUUUCUCAUUGUCCA